Centruroides sculpturatus (bark scorpion) is the source of this 1586-nucleotide messenger RNA. RefSeq lists its product as uncharacterized. The record is from RefSeq and is a predicted model, not a curated record. Gene Ontology annotation, cellular component: cytosol. Gene Ontology annotation, biological process: neurogenesis. The transcript is spliced from 2 exons. NCBI's taxonomy places the organism in Eukaryota, Metazoa, Arthropoda, Arachnida, Scorpiones, Buthidae. Bases 88 to 1335 code for a protein of 415 amino acids.
UAAUUCUUAUUACAUAAUAAUACAGUAUAUUUGUUUAACAAUAUCAUAUCAAAAUUUGGACUUAAUUUAAACUCUUUAAUUUAAAUAAUGACUUCAGUUACCCUCGUUGGUGUUUCAGAAAAUGCAAGAACAACAGUUUUGCAGUCUAAAUUGUGGGAGAGAGGCGCCAUAAUAAAUACUUUUAUAGAAACAAUUCCAAAAUCAGAAACAAUUUAUUUAUAUCUACCAUUUAAUAAGAAAAUUCUCGACAUAAUCGGAAGAUAUAUAAACCGAGGAUAUAUAAUAUUAACUACAUUGAAUGAAUGUAUGGAAAUUUAUGAAAUCAGUGAAAAAUAUGAAAUGCUACAUUUAAAACAAUUAUGUAGGGAAGACAUGAUUCAAAAAAUGGAGUUGAAAAAUGUUUGUUCCAUUUAUCAAUUUGCUUCGUGUAGAAAGGACUCACUUAUAGAACUUCGCUGUUGGGAGAAAUUCGAUUCUCCAGGGGGAGAGAUAUUUAAAUGUUCAGAUUUCUUAAGAUGUCAUGAUUUUAUAAUCGAUCGCUUCGUAAAUCGAGAAAUAUACGAAAAUUUGUCUGAAUUCACUUUGUUUCGUGGUGUUUACAACUGGGUCAAAGCAAAAGUAUCAAGAACCAUACCUCUCGAAACAGAUCGAAUAAUCAUUAAUCAAGCAUGUCGGAAAACAAUGGAGAAAUUUUUGCUGAAAAUUAGAUUUCUUACAAUGGAUGAAGACGAACUGAAAUCUAAAGUAUUCAGAAUGGAUUUAUUAACGCAAAGAGAAAAAGAUUCCAUCAAUUCCUACAUUUCAGGGAUUAGCGGUUUAGAAAAUUUUCCAGAUACAAUUAGUCAAUGCACGGAUAAAAGAGAUGCUACCAGAUAUGAAUACUUGUUUGAGUAUCUUCAUAAACAUAAGUUUUAUGUGAAAAAGGAAUUCACUAUGACAUUUGAAACACGAUUCGAAUGUGAAAUAUUAGUGAAAGCAAUAUGUUUCGUAACUAAAAUCCAUCUACCUAUAAAACAUUCAAACGAAGGUGGCAUUUCAUUGUUUGUCUCAGGAUGCGUCGAUUAUGAAAGUAACAGAAUUCCGGAUCAGGAAUUAGUGUGUGAUCGUGAUGGAAAAGCAUGUUUGAAAGAACCUGUUCUUCUCUUCAAAAAUUCCAAAUGCCGUCUUUUAAUCAGAAUUCCAGAUGAAGAUAUAAGAGAUAAUCUAUUCAAAAUUUCAUCGAAAGCAAAUUAUUUCUUCUUUCAUGACAAAAUGAACGAUUAUUUGUUUUCGAGAAAGUGCCUUCAUGCAGAAAGAACUGACCGACUCUACUUUAAUGUCUCAUUAUAUUUCUAAACUUUAAUAGGUAAUUUUUAUACGUAUGAAAAUAUUAAACAGAAAUAAAAGUCCGAUUUACGUAAUUUUUAAUUAAAGAUGUAUCUUGUAUCAUGUAUAAACAAUGUAUCUUGCAGACAUUGUAUCUACAAAGACUUGUCACAGCUCAACUUUUAAAUCUAUCUUAAUUGCAACCGAGACACUGUUCAUUGCAAUUAAUAGUUUUAAGAGAAUUAGCAUGGUAUAGUAGCAAGGAAAAUAAAAAUUAUACU